Molecule: messenger RNA, 315 nt
Organism: Sinocyclocheilus anshuiensis
Lineage: Eukaryota; Metazoa; Chordata; Actinopteri; Cypriniformes; Cyprinidae
Gene: pcp4b
Product: Purkinje cell protein 4b
Exons: 3
Coding region: 29-220 (63 amino acids)
Cellular component (GO): cytoplasm
Molecular function (GO): calmodulin binding; calcium ion binding
Source: RefSeq, a predicted model, not a curated record
AGGAAAACCCGUGAGAUAACACUGAACCAUGAGUGAGAGGCAAGGAUCUGGAGCAGCCGGUGGCAACAGCAAAACCUCUGGGGCACAAGAUGCGUCUAAGAAAGAUGUCCCCGAGGACAUUGACAUUGACAUGGACGCCCCUGAAACCGAGAAGGCAGCUGUCGCCAUUCAGUCGCAGUUCAGGAAGUUCCAGAAGAAGAAGAAUGAUGAAAAGUCGUAGUUGCCAGCGGACUUUUCUGUCCAUAUGGCCCCAUCAGGACAGCAUGGUUUGAUGUUGCAUGUAAUAGAAUCUAUUCUGUAUGGACUCAAGGGAGG